Tetrahymena thermophila SB210 is the source of this 2025-nucleotide messenger RNA. Its product is annotated as SprT family protein. NCBI's taxonomy places the organism in Eukaryota, Ciliophora, Oligohymenophorea, Hymenostomatida, Tetrahymenidae. The record is from RefSeq and is a predicted model, not a curated record. Gene Ontology annotation, cellular component: nucleus. Gene Ontology annotation, molecular function: polyubiquitin modification-dependent protein binding; metalloendopeptidase activity; single-stranded DNA binding. The transcript has a single exon. Gene Ontology annotation, biological process: DNA damage response.
AAUAGAAGAGUAAAUAAAUUUUUAACAUCUCAAAUUUUUAAUCAUAAAAUUCAAAGAAUAUUCAAUAAGAAAGUAUUAAUUGAAAAUAUUUAAAAAAUAAUAUCUCUUUUAAUGAGCAAAAAAAGCGUAAAUGUAGAAUAAUUUGACCAGAAUUACUAUUUCUUUUGUAAUAGACCUGAAACUGUUGUUCCUGAUUCAUAUGAAUUAUUUUUAUUUUAUGAUGCUUACUUUUUUUAGAAUAGAUUAGAAGCUUGUGAAAUUAAGUGGAGCAAAAGAAUGACCUCAUGUGCUGGUACUUGCAAACACUCUUCAUACAAUAGUUGCACAAUAACUUUGAGUGAAUCUUUAUUGUAAUAUAGAAAUUCAAAUGAGCUUAAAGAAACUUUAUUGCAUGAAAUGAUUCAUGCAUUUUUAUUUUUGACAAAUCCUAAGGCAUGCUUAACUGAAGGAGGACAUGGUGAAGAAUUUAAGAGUUUAAUGAACUUUAUCAAUUCAGUUACUGGAUUAAAUAUAACAGUAUAUCAUAGUUUUAUAGAUGAAGUAGAGUCUUUUAGAGUCCAUGUUUGGAAAUGCAACGGACCUUGCUAAAAUUCACCUCCUUAUUUUGGAAUUUGCAAGAGAUAAAUGAACAGACCACCUCAAAAAAGCGACUUUUGGUUUGAAAGCCAUUAAAAAAAUUGUGGAGGGUAAUUUAUUAAAAUAGAUGGUCCAGAAUUUGGAGAUGAUGGAAAACCUGAUCCUUCUAAACAAGCAGUAAAAAAGACAAAAAAGGAUAAAAGCGAGGAAUCAAAUACAAAGAGUGUUCAAAAUAAAAGAAAGUAAAAGAAAAACGAAGCUAAAGUAGAUAAUUUAUAAUCCUUAAUAAGUAGAUACUUGAUAUCUGACACUGAAAAAGCGAAUGAAGGCUCAACAAACAAAGAAUUUACAUAAAAAAAUUCUAAUUUAGUUGAGCAGUAUAAAAAACCUUAAUUUUAGGAUAGUAUAAGUGGAAAUUACGAAUUAGGAAAUAACCUUCCAAGCUCUAAUCAAAUUAUAUUCAAUUAAAAUUCUUAAUAAUAAAUAAAAAGUAACCCGUAAUUUAAAACAAUAUAAAAAUAGAAUUCAUCUAAUGAUGAGUUUUCUCUUGAAUAGUUUGCUUUUCAUAAAAAAGGUAGGACUUAAAAUAGUAUUUCUAACAUAUAUGAAUUUAACUCAAACAAUGACAAUAGUAAAAACAAUUUAUUGUAAAAUUUGACAUCAUUAUAAUAAAAUAAUUAAAAGUUUUAAUAAUAAGAAGAAAAUAUUUUAUAAGGAUAACAAAAUAAUCCAAAAUAAUUUCAAUAUAAAAACUAUUUUGUUAAAUAAAAUGAAAUAUAAUAAAAAAAUAAUAGUUAAAACAUUCAAAUUUAAAAAAAUUAAGAUUCAUCUGAUUCCUCUCUCGAGUCUGAAGAAAGUAUGGGAUUUUUAUAGUAACUGAUUAAUAAAUAGAACUCUCAAUAAUAAAUAUCAUAUAAGUUUAAUGCAAAUAAUGUAUAAAUGAAAAAUGAUGAUUUACAGCAAUAGUAAUAAUCUAGUUAGUUAUGCUAAAAUAAUAGUUUAGAGGACAGCCUAGAAAAACAAUUAAGUGAUUAAAUUAUAGAAAAUGAUUAAUUUCUUAGUCAGGUUAAAAUACAAGUUGCUUUUUCAAGAGACAAAUCUUUUAGCAAAGAUAUAUAUUUUAUUUAUUUAAUUAAUACUAGCUAUUUUCUGAUUGAUAUAUCUGAUUUGUUGUAAAAAAUAUACAAUUUAGAUGAAAAAGUUUAUUCUCUUAAAAAUGUAAUAUAAGAAAAAGAUGGAUAAGAUUUUAAGAUAGAAAACUACCCAAAUUUUUAGCUAAAUAAAUUCGAUGAGAAUUACCAAAUUUUAUUUGAUUAUGGAAAUUUAAAAAUAUAUUUUAAAGAACUAAAAAAUAUAAACUUGAAAACAUAAAAUCCCAUCUCUAAAGUAUUUAAAGAUGCUAUUUACAAGCCUUAAUUAUAGCAACAGGUUAAUUUAUAAAACAAAUGA